Messenger RNA from Scheffersomyces coipomensis, 885 nucleotides. RefSeq names its product fumarylacetoacetate hydrolase family protein. The record is from RefSeq and is a predicted model, not a curated record. Bases 1 to 885 code for a protein of 294 amino acids. NCBI's taxonomy places the organism in Eukaryota, Fungi, Ascomycota, Pichiomycetes, Serinales, Debaryomycetaceae. Gene Ontology annotation, molecular function: acetylpyruvate hydrolase activity. The transcript has a single exon.
AUGACUGCUACUGCUUGGAAAAGAUUGAUCAGAUUUGUGGGUGAAGAUGGUAAGAUCUAUCGCGGGGAACCAAUUGUUCCAAAUGAUAGUUAUGAUCUUGGUAAAGCUGCUCUUGCGGGGGAAGAAAUUAAAGCCAAAGUUGUCACUGGUGAUAUAUUUGAUGGUGCUGUUGUCACUGAUGAAGUUAAAAAUGUGAAGACUUUAUUAGGUCCAUUGAGUGAAGAUGAUGUUCCAAUGGUAAAAUGUAUUGGUUUGAAUUAUUCCAAACAUAUUCAUGAAGCAGGCUUAAACCCACCUCCAUUCCCUUCAGUAUUUUAUAAACCAAGAUUCUCAGUUGCUGAUUUCGGUGAACCAAUUCCAAUUCCAAAGAUUGCGCAAGAAGAUCAAGUUGAUUAUGAAGGUGAAUUAUGUGUUGUCAUUGGUAAGACUGGUAAAGAUAUUAAAGAAGAAGAUGCUUUAUCAUAUGUUGCAGGAUAUGUUUCGGGAAAUGAUGUCUCAGCAAGAAAAUGGCAAAUGGAUCCUAAGUUUGCAGGAGGAGUUCCUCAAUGGGUUUUCUCCAAGAGUUUUGAUAAAUAUGCUCCAUUAGGCCCAGCUCUUGUUUCAACAGCUGUUAUUCCAAACCCAGGUACUUUACAAUUGCAAACUCAUAUCAAUGGGAAAUUAAGACAAGACUCAAAUACUGAUGAUUUAUUAUUCAACGUUCCAAAAAUCAUUGCUUUUCUUUCUCAAGGUACCACGUUAGAAAAAGGAACUGUUAUUAUGACUGGUACUCCAAGUGGGGUUGGUUUAGGUUUCAAACCUCCAAAGUACUUACAAAAUGGAGAUAUUGUUGAAGUUUCUAUUGAAAAGAUUGGUACUCUUCACAAUAAGAUGCAUUUUGUUUAA